AUGGCCAUGUUCUUCCAGAUGCUGCAAAACCAGAUCUACAAGUGUGAAACUGGUGUAGCAUCUAUGACUGUGCCAGUGUACAUCGCAGAAGUUGCUCCACCGCACCUAAGAGGCAGAUUAGUCACCAUUAACACUCUGUUCAUCACUGGAGGGCAGUUUUUUGCAAGCGUUGUGGAUGGAAUCUUCAGCUACCUCGCGAAGGAUGGAUGGAGGUACAUGUUGGGCCUGUCGGCUGUUCCAGCAGUUAUACAGUUUCUUGGAUUCCUGUUCCUUCCUGAAAGUCCCCGCUGGCUCAUUCAGAAAGGCCAGACUCAGAGAGCACGGAGAAUUCUGUCUCAAAUGCGUGGCAACCAGGCAAUUGAUGAGGAGUAUGACAGUAUCAAAAACAACAUUGAAGAGGAGGAAAAAGAAGUUGGAGCAGCUGGACCUGUGAUCUGCAGAAUGCUAACAUACCCUCCAACUCGAAGAGCCUUAAUUGUGGGUUGUGGUCUGCAGAUGUUUCAACAACUGUCAGGGAUUAACACCGUCAUGUACUACAGUGCUACCAUUUUGCAGAUGUCAGGAGUUGAAGAUGACAGGCUUGCAAUCUGGCUGGCUGCACUGACAGCAUUUAUAAACUUCGUUUUUACUCUCGUGGGAGUCUGGCUCGUUGAAAGAAUGGGCCGCCGGAAACUUACACUUGGUAGCUUAACAGGUACUGCUGUAGCACUCAUUAUCCUAGCUUCGGGAUUUUUGCUAUCAGCUCAGGUCUCGCCAAGAAUCACACUUAAUCCACCAGAUUCUUCACAUCAAAACUCUACCUGCACAAAAUACAGUUACUGUAAUGGAUGUAUGUUAGAUCCAGACUGUGGUCUCUGCUACAAAUUGAAUAAAUCAAGUGUUGUUGAGUCCUCGUGCAUUCCUGUUGAUACAGAUUCUACAAUGAAAGCAGCGUGGGGCAGAUGUUCAAAUGAAACAGCAUUCAGAAAGGAAGGUUUGUUCUGGGCAUACAAUUUCUGCCCCACUCCAUACUCUUGGACAGCACUUCUGGGCCUUAUUUUAUACUUGGUUUUCUUUGCACCUGGAAUGGGUCCUAUGCCCUGGACCGUCAAUUCUGAAAUUUACCCACUUUGGGCUAGAAGUACAGGAAAUGCCUGUUCCUCUGGAGUCAACUGGGUUUUCAAUGUGCUCGUGUCGCUGACAUUUCUGCAUACGGCCGAAUAUCUGACGUACUAUGGAGCCUUCUUCCUCUACGCAGGGUUUGCUGGCUUGGGACUGGUUUUCAUCUAUGGCUGCCUUCCUGAGACUAAAGGGAAAAAACUGGAGGAAAUUGAAUCUUUGUUCGAAAGCAGGCUAUGUACAUGUGGUACGUCAGAUUCGGAUGAAGGGAGGUAUAUUGAGUAUAUUCGAGUGAAGGGGAGUAAUUACCAUCUUUCUGACAAUGAUGCUUCUGAUGUGGAAUAA
Opisthocomus hoazin is the source of this 1443-nucleotide messenger RNA. Lineage: Eukaryota; Metazoa; Chordata; Aves; Opisthocomiformes; Opisthocomidae. The record is from RefSeq and is a predicted model, not a curated record.